Molecule: messenger RNA, 1641 nt
Organism: Callorhinchus milii (elephant shark)
Lineage: Eukaryota; Metazoa; Chordata; Chondrichthyes; Chimaeriformes; Callorhinchidae
Gene: hykk
Product: hydroxylysine kinase
Molecular function (GO): amino acid kinase activity
Source: RefSeq, marked provisional
AUGAAAUAUUAAGUCGAGGUAUAGUCUGCUUGUUCCCAUGAUUUUAUUUUAUUCAUUUGUCUGGGUCCUGGCCAGGAAUCCUUCCGGUUGAUCAAUCGAUCACUUUAUGAUGGCUGACUGAGGGGGCCUUGCUGAUUUCCACAUUUGUGUCACAGUCAGAACAUUUGACACUAAUUACCUGAUAUUGCAUUGAAAUCUUCCAACAACAACUUGUAUUUAUAUAGCGCCCUUCAAACAGGGUAGUGUCCUGGAGCGCUUGACGGUGGUGGAGCAGGACGCUGAGCCUGAGGGUGAGGUGACUGUAACCACAAUCAAAAAAGGUCUUUGGGUGGGAUUUGAAGAGUCCUAAUGUCGAUAUCGGAGAAGUUUGUUUCAGUGAAACCAUCACUGAGUGAGGGCCAGGCUGCGGAGUUGGUCACUCGCUUGUUUGGUCUGAAAGUGUCUGCUGUCAGACCACUGCCCAGUUAUGGUGAUCAGAACUUCCACAUCCUGGCGUCUGGAACCCAGGGCUCAGGAGAUUACCCCAAUGGUUUUGUCCUCAAAGUGCUCAACUCUGCUGACAGCCAAAAGCCUGAUUUGGUUGAAGCACAAACACAAAUCAUGAUGUUUUUGAAUGACAAAGGUUUUCCUACUCCUAAAGCAAUUCCAACUAUUGGUGGCAGAAUGAUGUCAUUGGAGACGAUUGAGUGUGGCAGUGAAUGUAAACAGUACAUGGUCAGGUUACUGACAUACCUACCUGGAAUCCCAUUGGCCAAAAUCCCUUUGGAUCAACAAAAUUUGUACAAAGUUGGCAGAAUUGUUGCACAAAUGGAUAAGGUCCUUCAAGAGGAAUUUCAGCAUGUUACAUUGAAGAGCCUGCACCGUGAAGACUUCAUUUGGAACCUUUCAAAUACUCAUCACUUGGAAAACUAUCUGGCUGCACUGGGGGGGAGUCGCAGCUGUCUAACUAUAGAACAAGUUAUUCAGCAAUUCAAAGCACAGAUUUUCCCAAAUCUGAGCAAGUUUCGCAAAAGCAUUAUUCAUGGAGACCCCAAUGAACAAAACAUUCUGGUGGAACUCAGCCAUUCAUCAGCUGAAGAAGCUUUGUAUAAUUUCAACCCAACCCACCUGCAAAAGGAAUUCAGAAUUUCUGGUAUUCUGGAUUUUGGUGACAUGAGUUAUGGUUGCUAUGUAUUUGAACUUGCUAUCGUCAUUGCAUACAUGAUGAUCGAGAACAAAGAUCCCAUAAGUGUUGGAGGCCAUGUUCUUGCUGGCUUUGAGAGUGUGAUCCCUUUGACACCAGAAGAGCGAGAUGCCGUGUUUCUGUUGGUGCUUUGUAGAUUUUCUCAGUCUCUCGUUAUAGCCAGAAACACCGUUCUGCGUUAUCCAGAAAAUGAAGAAUAUCUCAUGAGUUCAGCAAAAAAUGGUUGCAAAUGUUUACAUCAGUUGUGGGAGUUAGGUAAAGAGGCAGUGGAGAAGAUUUGGUUUGAAAUAGUUGACUCGUACCACAGAUAGAGCAGAAUUCUUCCUCAUGAAAAUACAAAGCGGAUUUAUGAAAAGGAAAGACACAAACAUAAAAGCAUAAUUUCCCUGCACCUUAUCAAUUCAAGCAUUGUAUCUUCAACCAAAUGAACCAAAUUAAAUAAAUGCUCUGGUAAUGUU